AUGGUCUCCUUUGUCUUGGCACGGCCUCUGAACUCGAAGGAAAGCGACUUAAGCCUUGCGAUUCGCCUACAAAAUGAUGGCAACACGGUCUGUUGGGACUCGUUGGUGGAGCUCAGAGCAUGCACAGGGGAAGUCAUCCUUUUCUUCCUCAACGGGGAGACGUUUCUGGGGUCUGAUUGUUGUCGUGCCAUCCGAUUCAUUGAGCACCAAUGCUGGCCUUCCAUGCUUGGUUCUCUAGGUUUCACCCCAGAGGAAUCCGACAUUCUCCGAGGCUAUUGCGAUGCCGCCACCGGUGAAACCACCACUCCUCCACCGCCACCACCACCAUCCGAUAAAGGGUUCUUCCAGACUCCAGAUUUCUUACCAGUUCUCUCCCAAAAUGUUUAA
Molecule: messenger RNA, 387 nt
Organism: Macadamia integrifolia
Lineage: Eukaryota; Viridiplantae; Streptophyta; Magnoliopsida; Proteales; Proteaceae
Product: egg cell-secreted protein 1.4-like
Exons: 2
Coding region: 1-387 (128 amino acids)
Biological process (GO): double fertilization forming a zygote and endosperm
Source: RefSeq, a predicted model, not a curated record